Molecule: messenger RNA, 732 nt
Organism: Dibothriocephalus latus
Lineage: Eukaryota; Metazoa; Platyhelminthes; Cestoda; Diphyllobothriidea; Diphyllobothriidae
Source: the annotation of a GenBank genome assembly
AUGGAUCGGAUAAUAUUGCUAAUUGACAUGGAUUGUUUCUACGUUCAAGUAGAACAAAAAGAGCAACCAGAUACAGUUGGUAAACCAUGCGCUGUCGUGCAGUACAGUUCCACAAAUGCCUCUCUCAUCGCUGUGAGUUAUGAAGCACGUGCCAUAGGUGUGACUCGGAACAUGAGGGACCAGAUUGAGCGCGCGAGCAUUGAUGAAGCCUACAUUGACGCCACUGAGCUCAUAAACAAGGCAAACACUGAUGAUUCUUAUACCGGUGUUGCCCUAGACCGCUGUCAUUUGGUUGUCGAUCCUUCGCUAUUUAACAAGCUAAAAGCCGCUCUCAAACUUGCCCAAACGAUUAAAGAUGCAAUUUUGAAGGACACCUCAUACCGAUGUUCGAUUGGUGUUGCUGCCAACAGAAUGCUUGCGAAAAUUGCAUGUUCGUUGAACAAGCCAAAUAAAAUCACUGUUGUGCCCUCGGAAUCCGCCCAACAUCUCCUGAAUUUUACUCCGAUAAAAAAGGUGCCCAAUCUUGGCGGAAAAUUAGGGGACGAUGUUUCCAAGCGCUUCGACUUGAAAUUUUUCGGGGCUCUGAGCGAAAUUCCGCGUGAUAUUCUACUGGAAGAAUACGGCGAGAAGACUGGGUAUGUGCUCCUUCCGCCGUGCUUAAUUCAAAUGCUUGCGGUUUACUCUUUCGUAAGUUUGUUCGAAUACAUGUUUCUCGCCAAACCCAUAACCUAG